UAACACUUGCCAAGUCUCGCCGCCGCCGCGGCUCGCGGGCAGGGCUUCCCCGGAAGCAUGAGCCCUCUCGCCCGCAGCGGCCGGCGCUGCGUGGGCCGCGGACGGCGCGCUCCGAGGUCCCGGGCGCGCAGCCUCAGGAUCCCCAGCGCCGGCAGCUCCGGCGCCCGCGGCAGGCGAUCUGAGGGUGACCACGUCUGCGAGGGACUUUGCUAUCAGUCUGCCAGGACCUGGGGAGAAGGAACAGGCAGCUCCUUAUCUCCUCCCCCUCUGCCAGCAUUUCGGGCACCCAGCAGGGACGCGUUUUAGGGUUCCCAUUGACUUCCAGGAAGGACGUGAGCCCUUCUCUGACCCCAGCUCGGGCAGUCACCUGUCUUUGCCGCAGUGAUAUUUAUCCCAUGACCCUGCGGUGCCUGGAGCCCUCCGGGAAUGGCGCGGAAGGGACGCGGAGCCAGUGGGGGACAGCGGGGUCAACGGAGGAGCCAUCCCCGGAGGCGGCGCGUCUGGCGAAGGCCCUGCGGGAGCUGGGUCAAACAGGAUGGUACUGGGGAAGUAUGACUGUUAAUGAAGCCAAAGAGAAAUUAAAAGAGGCACCAGAAGGAACUUUCUUGAUUAGAGAUAGCUCGCACUCAGACUACCUACUAACAAUAUCUGUUAAAACAUCAGCUGGACCAACUAAUCUACGAAUUGAAUACCAAGAAGGGAAAUUCAGAUUGGACUCUAUCAUAUGCGUCAAGUCCAAGCUUAAGCAAUUUGACAGUGUGGUUCAUCUGAUCGACUACUAUGUUCAAAUGUGCAAGGAUAAGCGGACGGGCCCAGAAGCCCCCCGGAACGGCACCGUUCACCUUUACCUGACCAGACCACUCUACACGUCAGCCCCUUCUCUGCAGCAUCUCUGUAGACUCACCAUUAACAAAUGUACCAGUACCAUCUGGGGAUUGCCUUUACCAACAAGACUAAAAGAUUACUUGGAAGAGUAUAAAUUCCAGGUAUAAGCGUUUCUCUUUUUCUAAACAUGCCUCACAUAGAGUAUCUCCGAAUGCAGCUAUGUAAAAGAGAACCAAAACUUGAGUGACUGCUCUGGAACUAACUACAUGGAAUCCUUUCUAAGAACAGCUAAAGUCAAUCUAAUUUAAAUGUGCAAAGAGGUAGCUAAGUAUUUAAAGUGCCCCCUCACUGAAACAUUUUCGCCUGGUGAUGUUUCCCUUCCUAAAUGUCCCAAGUCAAGGUGGAAGGAGCGGUUUAUCAGAAUGCUUUGCCUUUCUGAGGUUCCUUUACAUCAGGUCAAAGGUCCAGGCUCUAGAGGUAAAGAGCUCCGCUAAAGAAGUGUAAGAACUGAGCUGACAAAGGCUUAACUUCAAUUUUACAUGCCUGGUGAUCAGAAUCUACUUUAGGACAUUUUAUAUUUUGCAUUCUGAUGUACUUAGGAGUUUUGUUAGACAGGUCAUGCGUGUGAGUAUUUAUCCUUCAUUUUAUGCAAUUAACCAAAUCAACAACAACAACAAAAAAAGCAAAAUCCCAUAUUUGUCUUUUUACUACAUGUAUGAAAUCUCUCCUGUGAAUGAGUACUGUAGUAAUCCAUUUUAAGGGAGCCUUAUUUCAGAAAUAUUUCAACCUGGUGCAAAUGGAAAAGACUUGUUCUUUUCCUUUAAGGCUAAAGACAAGAAUGUCGUGCUAUACAGGUGCACCCCAGUCCCUGUUAAUAAAAACCAAUGUAGAUAUAGACAUUUUACCCUUUGAAGUAGCUGUGUCUCCCCUGUUGCCAUUGAUUUUUUGGAAAUGGCUUUAGAUAUUUCUAAGUUGUCCUUGAAUUGUCUAACCAUGGACAUUAGCAGAUGUCUCCCUUCUACCAUGUAGAAUACUUUGACUUAAUUUUCUUCCAGACAUAGGGGGAUACCUGCCUGUUUUUUUUCAAAGUGUUUAUUUACUGCUGUUACUAUUUGAUUAGACUGUAUUAAAUAAAAAAAAAAACCCUGA
Molecule: messenger RNA, 1974 nt
Organism: Nycticebus coucang (slow loris)
Lineage: Eukaryota; Metazoa; Chordata; Mammalia; Primates; Lorisidae
Gene: SOCS2
Product: suppressor of cytokine signaling 2
Exons: 1
Coding region: 396-992 (198 amino acids)
Biological process (GO): phosphatidylinositol phosphate biosynthetic process; intracellular signal transduction
Cellular component (GO): phosphatidylinositol 3-kinase complex
Molecular function (GO): 1-phosphatidylinositol-3-kinase regulator activity
Source: RefSeq, a predicted model, not a curated record